This is a messenger RNA of Echinostoma caproni, 1095 nucleotides long. NCBI's taxonomy places the organism in Eukaryota, Metazoa, Platyhelminthes, Trematoda, Plagiorchiida, Echinostomatidae. The record is from the annotation of a GenBank genome assembly.
AUCCUUCUCAAAUCGGAUGGAAUGCCCGUCUAUCAUAUGGCCAAUGUUGUGGACGAUCACUAUAUGUCUAUCAGUCACGUGAUUCGUGGUGUUGAAUGGUUGUCUUCCACACCGAAACACGUGCUCCUAUAUGAGGCGCUAAAUUGGAAUCCACCAAGCUUUGUCCAUUUGCCAUUGCUGCUUUCAAGUACCGGUGGAAAGCUGUCUAAACGCAGUCCAGAAUUUGCCCUGGUCGGACAUGUGCAUAGUUUGAUCAGGAAAGGUUAUCUACCGUCAGCUGUACUUACUUGGCUCGCUUCUGUCGGUACACGAUCCAGUCAGCAUUCCCCCGAUGACAGUCAUCAAGAAUAUGAACGAUGGAAUCCGCAACUUCAGAUGCCCGAUUUGGUUUCACGUUUUAGUUUGGACUCUAUCAGUCGUCAGAAUGUGACCAUUUCCACGGAUACUCUGCGCUUGUGCGGUCGAGCACAUUUUGAUCGCCUGGCAGCAGAGGCGUUGGAUGUAUGUCAAACCUGUCCUCCGAGUGCUGUGCUUCAGUCCCCGGAAUUGCUCACUCACGUUCGACAAUACCUCCGAGCAAACCUACCCGAUUAUCAAGCACCGAAUCGCCCUACAGUUGAUGAAGACAUCCGUCUUGCGAAUCAGUUAUGUGCACUUCGUGGUCGAAUCUCUUGCCUGUCGGAUUUGGUAGACCCUAAGCAAGGCUUUGCGUUCCUAUGGCACCCGAUUGAUUUCGAUAUCUGUUUGGAGAAACUAAAAGCGACAGUCUUUAAGACUGCCAAACCGACUACUGUGACUCAGUUCCUGGCACUGCUGGCUGAGGAUCUCGAUUCAAUUUCUAGACUGACUCUGGAAGGUACCGACUCGCAACCGGAGACAGCUGUCGCUCACGUAAUUGAUUCCCGUUGCACCGAAUUGGGCUUGAAGCGACCAAUUGCGAUGCAUGCAAUCCGGAUCUGCCUUACCGGUUUUGAGGUUGGUCUUCCAAUAACGGAUCUUGUCAAUCUGCUGACCAUAAAACUAACCGCAGAGCGUCUACGAAUUGCUGGAAAGAAGAUGUGCGCACGACGAGAUGUUCCGGGUAUUGGUGGAUAG